GUGUGGGGGCUGUAGACUUUUGCAGCCUGUUGGAGCAAGAGCCUUGGGAAGCCAAGGCCUGGGAAGGAGAGAGGAGAGACGGGGAUGUCGAGGUAGGGGCAGCCUGGCGGCUGGAAGGGGAGAAAUCAAGGAGGGGCUGAGUCCUGUGCUAUAAAGAGGGUAGGCAUGAUGGGGGCACAUAAUUGUGGGGCAUCACGGGAGGAGAGAGUCUGCAUUUAGCUGGCUGGCAGGGCCUGGGCUGCUCUGGGUAGGGAGAGGGGGGCCAAGUAGCUGAGUUUGGUGGGGGUCUCGUAUCCUGUCUUCCCCAAAACAUGAGGUGGGGGCGAGUGUCCCAGGGUCUGUAUGUGGAGCCAUCUGGGCCCUGGAGAAAACUCCCUUAAUGCGUUCAAAAGAGGACAUCCUUCUUGGAGCACCCCUGGCAGCAUCUGCUCUCUGCCACCAUCUGACACAGGAGACUCGGCAAGACGGAACAUCAGGCUGUUGGCUGCAUCCCUGUCCCAUCCCAGAGGUGGUCGUGGGAUCACUGGGGGAAUCCCUCGGGGCUUGGCUCCCUCUGGGAGCCUGCUGGCUGCUUUGCUGGCGCCGUGGGCAGCGGAGGCGAUGUUCCGGACGGUGAUCAUGAUGGCUUCCAGCCUGGCCCUCACCACGGCUGUGGUAGCUCACGCUUAUUACCUGAAGCACCAGUUCUAUCCUACCGUCGUCUACCUGACCAAGUCUAGCCCCAGCAUGGCAGUCCUCUAUAUCCAGGCAUUCGUCCUGGUUUUCCUCCUGGGCAAAUUCAUGGGUAAAGUGUUUUUCGGGCAGCUGCGAGCCGCAGAGAUGGAGCAUCUCCUGGAGCGGUCAUGGUACGCCGUCACAGAGACCUGCCUGGCCUUCACCGUCUUCAGAGACGACUUCAGCCCCCGCUUCGUGGCCCUCUUCACCCUCCUCCUCUUCCUCAAGUGCUUCCACUGGCUGGCUGAGGACCGGGUGGACUUUAUGGAGCGGAGCCCCAACAUCUCCUGGCUCUUUCAUUUCCGUAUUGCCUCUCUCAUGCUCUUGCUGGGCGUUCUAGAUUUUCUUUUUGUCAGCCACGCCUACCACAGCAUCCUCACCCGAGGGGCCUCGGUGCAGCUGGUCUUUGGGUUCGAGUAUGCCAUCCUCAUGACCAUGGUACUCACCAUUUUCAUCAAGUAUGUCCUGCACUCAAUCGACCUCCAGAGUGAGAACCCCUGGGACAACAAGGCUGUCUACAUGCUCUACACGGAGCUCUUCACGGGCUUCAUCAAGGUGCUUCUCUACAUGGCCUUCAUGACCAUCAUGAUCAAGGUGCACACCUUCCCUCUCUUCGCCAUCCGGCCCAUGUACCUGGCCAUGAGGCAGUUCAAGAAGGCCGUGACGGACGCCAUCAUGUCCCGCCGUGCCAUCCGCAACAUGAACACCCUGUACCCGGAUGCCACCCCAGAAGAGCUACAAGCCAUGGACAAUGUGUGUAUCAUCUGCCGGGAGGAGAUGGUGACAGGCGCCAAGCGCUUGCCUUGCAAUCACAUUUUCCAUACCAGCUGCCUGCGGUCAUGGUUCCAGCGCCAGCAGACCUGUCCCACAUGCCGUAUGGAUGUCCUGCGUGCCUCACUGCCUGCCCAGUCCCAGCCUCCGCCCGAGCCGCCAGAGCCAGGCCAGCAGCAGCAGCAGCACACGCCGCUGGUGCCCCAGCCCCCCAACUUCCCCCAGGGCGUCCUGCCCCCAUUUCCUCCAGGGAUGUUCCCCUUCUGGCCUCCUAUGGCUCCAUUCCCACCAGUCCCCGGCGUCCAGCCAGCCAACAACGCCGAGAACCCUGCAGCCGCCUCCAGCUCGCCCUCCACCUCUGGGGCUCAGGCAACAGCCGGUACCUCACGCCCCAGUGGAGACUCGGCAGCAGGAUCAGACACUGCUGCUCCUGCAGGAACCGUGCCAGGCUUACCCUUCCCUCCCCCCUGGAUAGGGAUGCCAUGGCCCCCUCUGUUUGGUUUCCCUCCCAUGCCGGUGCCACCUGCCGGGUUUGCAGGGCUCACGGAUGAAGAGCUCCGGGCCAUGGAGGGCCACGACCGACAGAACCUGGAAGCCCGGCUGCAGUGCCUACAGAACAUCCACACGCUCCUGGAUGCGGCCAUGCUCCAGAUCAACCAGUAUCUCACUGUCCUAGCAACCAUUGGGUCACCCCGUCCUGCCCAGCCCCCCAGCACAUCCACCUCGACCCAGGUCCCCCACACUGAUGAAUCCACCACCUUGCCUUCGCCAGACAGCACUACGCCUCCGGUGGCAUCUCCAGAGGGGGCCACAUCUGGUGAACCGGAUUCAACAGGUCAAACAGAUCUGUCUGGCCUGGGGGGUGCUGAGGGCUACACGCCACCAGGUCCUGCCCUCGAGGAAGAGGAGGAGCUGUCUUCAUCUGGGGAGCCCGACACGGCCGAGCUUCGCCGGCGCCGGCUUCAGAAACUGGAAUCACCCCCUGCCCCCUCACACUGACACCCCUCGGAGCCCAUCUUGCCCAGUGACUGGUAUUUUUGGCUCGUGACUUUGUUUUCUCUUCUCCGCCCUCCCUAAUUUGUUUAAAAAGAAAGUUUAAAAAGAAAAAAAAAACAUUAAAAAAUAAGACAGACACGCAACGUCAGGGGCCACGGGGCCAGGGACCUCGACGGGCUGAGACUAACCCACCCCAGCCAGCGGAAGGAGGAGGCCACAGCCAUGAUGCUACGGGUUUGGGGGGGUUGGAAUGGACUCUGCCUUUUUGUUUCUAACUUAAAACCCCACCCUCGAAUGCAAACCGCUCUGUAGCUGUUCUCUCGUCUGCGAUUUCACACUUCCCAUUCCAGAGCCUUCUUCCACACAGCUCCCUGCAAAUUCCCUUGGGAGUUCACGGUACACAGGGCUGCUGCGACAAGACCCUGGGGGUUUCUGCAGCAUGCCACUCAUCUUCAGAGGGGGGCAUCUCCACAGUCUGGCGAGCUGCUCACAGCUGGGGUUUCUCCUCCGAUGCAAGGUCUUUUCCUGCCUCGGCCCAGUUGUUUCUACCUCUCUGGUGCCACAUCAGUGGAGUCUCGCUGGAAGAGGCCCACGAGGAGCCGGCUUCUACAGGGAAGGAAGUGUAUGUCCUUCCGCAUCUCCAGGUUGAGGGGAAACAGUCUCACCUUCACAUGCAGAAAAGAGCAUUUGGGAGCUGGCAAAGCAAGGGUUGGGGAGUCAGAAAUAUGCAUACCUUCUGAGAACACCCUUCCAGCGGGCGUUGCUCUGGGUGCCAUUGGGUUAGGCUGGCGUGCAAUGAGAUCAGCACGAGGUUUCAUGCUCUUAUUUGCUGUGAUUCAGGAAUCUGUUGGCGCAGGGAGCGUGGGUCGGAGCAGAUGCAGGGCUGUGGGAAGCCAGGACCGAGUCGUGGCCUGGCUUAGACAUCCCUUUGAUGUCCUUUCCUUUUCCAGCAGGGGAGGGGUCCCUAGAAUUCAGCUCUGUGGUUGCAAGUGGCUUCAGUAUUGAUCACGUCUUUGCCAACACCCAAAGAGUUUGGCCACGCGGCCUUGGUGAUGUGAUAGGCCUCUUGGUGAGGAUGAUAAACCAUACAACCAUCCACCCUCCUCCAGUGUUUGGCUGUCCGUAUCAUGUUACAGAACCCUUGAGACCCGAGUGCUGGCAGGGAAACUGGUUCUAGCACAGAUAGCGAUGCCCGUACUGGUUACUCUGGUGUUGGCAAUAUACCCCCUUCCCUUCCCUCCUACCUUCUGCUUCUCCUGUUCCCAGCAUCUGAAAGCAUGGAGAGUUGGUAGGAGUCCUGAGUCCUGGGGUAGGACAGAAAGAGAGGGUGCUGGGCGUCAUCUCUAUUCCUGGAUUCUCCAGGGUCAGUUGUUUUGGAUCCUUUCUUGUAGGGACACCCUACGGACUUGGGAGACAGAACCCUUUUCCCUUCUCACCCUGAGCCUCACUGGGAUCAGACCAGACCCCACUUGGGGUUCUUCUCCCAUCAGGACUUAUAUUGCAGCCGCCUUUCUCUCUCCAGUGACCUCACAGCAGUGAUCUCACAGCUGUCUUCUCCAGUUUGGUUCCCAGGGGUCUCAUGCAGCUCCUGACAGUAGGUCUGCUCCCAGGACCUGAAACAGUCACCUCUGUGUUCAUUGGGUUUUGUUAGUAGCAAUCGCUCCAAAUGUUAGGGUGGGCUUGGGGCAAGUUCUGUCUUGCUGAUGGACAGUAUUAGCAAUGGGGGCACUUCCGGGGACAACCACUUCUCCUGGAAUAAGCCAGGAGGAACUUUUCCAGGAGCCAUUUCAGCCCAGCUCCCCCAGUCUGCUUCCCCGACAAGGCUGUGUAGACCAAGGAAGGGGCGUGUUAAGGAUGUUUGACUUCUGGUGGGUUGUCAGCAGCUUUGAUGUCUGUGUUGGAGGUGGGGUUUUGCUCAAUUUCGUCUAACCUGAUUCUCUCACCAGAUUUCCACAGACAAAUCCAUGCAACUCUCAAACUCCUCUGUACUGGCACUUUAACUGCAGCAUUGCUUCUGGGCACUGAGUUACUUUCUAGUGGUAAACCAUCCCUUUCCACUAGCCUUUGAAAACUGGAUUGAUGAAUCGUGAAGACUUGUUGGCUCUUAUUAAGACCUUGAUAUAAAGCAUGUUUCAUCGGGAGGACCAAUCUGGAGGCACUGAGGAGUCAGGUGGCUAGCCUCAGCCAGUGGUGGACUUAGAAGCAUCUAUGUCACUGACUGCCCAUGACCUUGGGCUCCUAUGCUUGCUGCAGUUAGAGGCAAGAGGCACGCCACAUGUGAACAUAAUAAUGGGUGCCAGAGACCUCCAAAAGGCUCCGUUGGGAAGCCGUGUAUGGGCUGGACAGAGCUUAAUGUGGUAUGGGGAAGCUGUAACAGGUUAGAGCCAGCACAGGAUGUAUCACUCAAUUCUUUCCUCUUCAGCUAUUUAACAAAAAAAAAGGCUCCCCCACUCCUACCCCCUUUCCAGGAACGGUAUAACUCUUCAGUGCCUCUCUUCAACCCAAGUGGUUUCUAAUAGUACACUUAUCUCAGGGAAAACGCAUUCAGAGACAGUACUUAAGGGUGGGUGAAAAUUUCAUAGCCCUUCUGGGGAAGGGCAAAAGUAGUCAAGACCUUUUCAAGCCUAGACCUUUCACGAUGAGGCAUGUGGGGGUUAGCACAGGCUUGAUUCAGAAUCGCAUCGUUUGAGGGCUUUGAGAAGAGGAAGACCAUUGCCAAGGGAUUGUGGGUUUGGGACUCGGGAGACAGCAUCCUGUGACAGCUCUGUGCUAUGCAUCACUGUAGACGGGCAGCCACUAAGCAUGCAUCGGGUGUUGUGAUAAACUAUGCAGUCUCUCCCUUCUGUGCAUCCAGCUCUUGCAAAAGGAAAGCUUUGCUUUUCAGGAAGAGCGCAAAGGAGGGGGAAGGGGGAUUAAAAAGCUUGAAGAGAAUCUCUAGCAGAGUUGGCUUCCUGUCUAGGAGCACGGGCUGGUGCUGUCCUCUUCUCCAGCUGUGGAACAUGAAAGCAUUACACGGGACUUUGGUAAAAGAAAACUUAGAGUAGCACCUGCUGGGGCAACAUCUUGGUGUUUCUCAGAAUGAUGGAACCAAAGAGCAGUGUCAAGCCCUGUCGGCUCUUCGCUGAAUGCUAUGAACCUUCUUAAGGAGACGCCAUGUUCGUGGGGGCUGGAGAAACAUGUUGUUCUUGCAGUGGUCCGCAGCUUGACACUGAAGAGCCCCCAAGCUUGUGUGCGUUCAUGGAAACAAGCAGGGUCUCAGCACUAGAACACGUGUCACCUCUGAGGAGAGAGGACUUCUCUUCCCUCGCUAAAGGGAUGCUUAAGGUUGGCCAACCCAUUCGACGUCUUCCUUGCCUGUCCUCUGAUUUCCAAAUCUGUCAUGGUAAGAAUCUUGACAAGCAAAUCCCCCCGCCCAUGGAAGUUUUUUUGGCUUGUUACCAAAAAAAUGAUUUUGAUCUGAGCAACUCUGCAAUAAUACAUCUGCGUUCCUAGACAACGCUACUCGUUCAGUGUUGGGCGCGUGGAAGGAGAGCAAGCUUGAUUUCAUGCUUCCAGGGCUUAGUUAGAAGCAUCUCAAAAGCAAAAAUACCACCUGUUGUUUUAAAGGAAUCAAUCUCUGGUUGAGUUGAAACAUGAGAAGAUUAUAUAUAUAUUUUUGGAAAAGAGCCCAUGUUUUUUAUGUUGCAAUUUUGAUAAUGCAACCACUUAGCCAGGGAUGUGCUAAUCUGUGCCACAGGUCCUGUGAGAUUUGCCUCCUUUCCUGGAGUUUUAUUAAAAGCUGGGGAAGAAAAUGUGAGACUGCAGGAGUGGAAACGUUUCUGGCCUGUCACUAUCUCUCUGGCUUCCUUUUAACUUCUCUCUUUUACUUUAUCUUUGCGUGUUGCAGAGGUGGGUGUUUUUUUGUUUUUGUUUUUUGGAGGAGGAGGAGAUGGUUCAGAUAAUUUAAUUUGUAAAUACUGUAUAAAAUUUUAAUAGCUUAAAUUGUAUAUACAGCAAAAUAAAAAUUGCAUUAAA
This is a messenger RNA of Alligator mississippiensis (American alligator), 6495 nucleotides long. It is a transcript of the gene SYVN1, whose product is annotated as synoviolin 1. The record is from RefSeq and is a predicted model, not a curated record. Gene Ontology annotation, cellular component: cytoplasm. Bases 343 to 2484 code for a protein of 713 amino acids. NCBI's taxonomy places the organism in Eukaryota, Metazoa, Chordata, Crocodylia, Alligatoridae. The transcript has 17 exons.